AAAAAAAAAAAAAAAAAAAAAAACACAUCGGUUAACAAUUACAUUGCCUUAAUUUCUUUAAUUGUCUUGGUUGUUUUUAUUUUCUCUAUAUAGUCUCAUCAUCAGCACCCCAAUAUGGAACCAGGAAACUUUCCGUUAGACGAGUUCCCUACGUGGUGCACUCAAAAUGGCGUUUAUCUUAACAAUGUCCAAGUCGCACUUGUCGAUAUCGAUGAGCGAGGCAACGGCCUCAUAACUACGGACGAGAUAGUCAGCCGGGAAGAUGACUUAGAGCCUAUAACCCUUAUGAGAGUCCCAAGAGAGCUUAUUCUUUCAAGUAAAAGUAUAGAUGAAUUUGCUUUGGAACAUAGGUAUUUUCGGCAGCUUCUAGCUUUAUUCGACGACGGAUCAACGAGAAUGAAAAUGCUACUCUUUCUCCUGUAUCAACUAGUGCUAUCCUCUUAUGACCAUUAUGGUGGCAUCCUAAGUCCUUCGACACAUUGGACACCUCCGCCACCUUCGCCACCUGGGGCACUUCCGACAGAUUCGCCUCCUUGGACACCUUGGACGCAAUAUUUCAGUCUUUUGCCCUCAUACGUACCGGCUUUUUCGUCAUUCACUAAGGUAGCGCAUUCUUAUUUAAGAGGCACUUCGCUGGAGUCGGCGGUAGCCGCUAAAAUGAGAGCCCUAACUAGGGAGUUUGAGGAUAUUCAAAAACGCCUCUCCAGCAUGCCGUUUUGGGGGCCUAUCGUGGAAGAUGCACUCGAGUUCCAAGAUUGGUGUCAUGUUGAUGCCUUGUUUAGGUCCCGCUCACUAGAACUACCCAACUCUGGAACAUCCAUGGUGCCGUGCAUCGAUUUGGUCAACCAUUCUAGUCGAGCUAAUGCUUUUUAUGAGCAAACUAGUGAAGGCGACAUGGUCCUUUAUCUCUUUAAAGGGUGUGUGCUACCUGCUGGAAGCGAAAUCACUAUAAACUAUGGUCAUGAGAAGUCAGCAGCAGAGAUGCUAUAUAACUACGGCUUCAUCGACCCAGACUCGCCAGUCAGGAGUAUGACUAUACUGCUAAGACCACAACAGGACGACCCCAUUGGACUGAUAAAGUUUCAACUUUUUAGUGAAGCUUUUAAUCAAUACCCAAAAUUGAAAUUAUACGCAGAAGAGGGUGUUGUUCCGCACUGGACCGGCCCAUUUCUCUAUUUCCUAUGCUUGAAUGAAGAAGACGGGCUGCAGUUAAUACCCCAACAGUGGCCAGAUGGUUCUCAGCAAUGGGAGGUCUUCUGGCAGGGUGUCAAUAUCACGGGACAAUUAGAUACGCUGAAGGACCUUAUUCGAGAUCACGAAUCAUAUCAGGUAUUUGAACUAAGGGUCUGUUGUGCUGUCCUGGGUUUCGUUCAACGGGAGCUCGACAAUCUUCUCAGCACUCGAAAUGGGUAUUCUCCGUCAAGCCGGACAGAAGGAGACUUCUACAAUGGCGCUUCGCGCUUGAAGUCACUUGAGGCCGAUAUCCUCCGGAAGUGCGUACAGGCAUUCAAUGAGCAGGUAAGAUUAAACUUCUCAGUUCGUCUAGAUAGGUGCCUAGCUACUCGGGGACGGUUUUGACUUGAGCUCAAUAUGUGAUGGAUGCAAUUUUAGGGGGAUCGAGUCACCAUUCUAUAUUGGUUAUGGCGCCUUGCUAACUUAUCAUAAGAAGCAUAAACUAUUCGGGGGUGACACCGUGGUAAAAUAACCGACGAUGGGAUCCGAUCAAAACGAUCCUACUGCUGAAGGCGCCGGCAACGACGAGGACUUCAGUUAAUGCGCGUUUCAACACUAACAACGGACUUGA
Messenger RNA from Daldinia caldariorum, 1804 nucleotides. Its product is annotated as SET domain-containing protein. The coding region runs from base 115 to 1578 and encodes 487 amino acids. Gene Ontology annotation, molecular function: protein-lysine N-methyltransferase activity; protein binding. Gene Ontology annotation, cellular component: nucleus. The transcript has 4 exons. The record is from RefSeq and is a predicted model, not a curated record. NCBI's taxonomy places the organism in Eukaryota, Fungi, Ascomycota, Sordariomycetes, Xylariales, Hypoxylaceae. Gene Ontology annotation, biological process: peptidyl-lysine monomethylation.